Ambispora gerdemannii is the source of this 414-nucleotide messenger RNA. NCBI's taxonomy places the organism in Eukaryota, Fungi, Glomeromycota, Glomeromycetes, Archaeosporales, Ambisporaceae. The record is from the annotation of a GenBank genome assembly.
AUGAAGAAAAAAUUAAAAGAGUUAUACGGAUUGAAUAGUUUUUUAGCCAGAGACAGUUUCAAAGGUUUGGUAAAAAAGGAGCAAGUUAGUUUGGAAAAAAGAAGAAACAAAUUACAAAGUAUUUAUGAAGGAGUGGUUAAUUUGUAUCAUCAACCUGAUGCCUUAUUUAUCAUUGGCUUAAAUAAAGAAAAAACUGCCUUUAAGGAAGCCAAAAAAAUUGGGAUACCGGUUAUUGCAGUCUGUAAUACUAAUUGUAAUCCCCGCUUGGUUGAUUAUGUUAUUCCGGGCAAUGAUGAAAGUGCCAAAUCUAUUACUUUUUUCGCUAAUUUAGUAGCGGAUGCUAUUAUCGAGAUUAAGAAAGGUGAAAAGUUAGAAAGUAGUAUUGAUAAAGGAAAAAGCGAAACAGAACGAUAA